Messenger RNA from Megalobrama amblycephala (Wuchang bream), 5463 nucleotides. It is a transcript of the gene ankrd33bb, whose product is annotated as ankyrin repeat domain 33Bb. NCBI's taxonomy places the organism in Eukaryota, Metazoa, Chordata, Actinopteri, Cypriniformes, Xenocyprididae. The record is from RefSeq and is a predicted model, not a curated record. The coding region runs from base 2114 to 3652 and encodes 512 amino acids. Gene Ontology annotation, molecular function: protein binding. The transcript is spliced from 4 exons.
GAGGUUUGGAACAUCUGGGUUUAUAAUACUGACUCACACAAUGAGAAUUGCACUAAAAGCUAAAAAACUUGUUGGUUUUGUGGUACAAAAACAACAAAAUGCAGGGCAAGACCACUAGUAUUUCUGUAUUAUAUUGAGACUUCUGUUAUAUCUAAUGAUACGUAAUUUCUAUAUGUAUCAUAACCAUUAUUAGCUGAGCGUAACCAGCAUAAUUUCUUAUGCAUUCAGUACAAACUGUAAACUUGUCCUGUCCUAGUCAUCUGUAGAAUAAUGGCAUCAACCAUACCAGCAAUAUCUUAUCUCAUGAGCCAAAUUGCUUUCUGUCUACAUUUUCUGCUUUGACCCCAUUAAAUGUUUUGUGUUUUUCAUUGCGAAACAACUAUGGUGCAUACAAGUAAGUAGAUUGACAGAUUACUAGGACACUUUUUGCUUCGUUACCAGUGCUUUUACUUUGCUAUGGUUUCCCAUUAUUGUAUUUGAUUUGAUGUGGGCAUUAACAUUUUGUUGGCUGAACUUCUUGUCAUAUAUGUUGUUGGCAUGAUGUACAGUACAUUUUGUAUUCCUAAAUUCCUUUAAAAUGGAAUUUUACACAGUAAAAUAAAGGUAAAUACAAGCAUGUGAGUGACCAGUACACAAUCUGGAUGCUCGAAGAUCAUGACCUUCAGCCUUAAUAUGCAUUGUGGGUUAGUCACAUAAUCUCUUACAGUGUACAGUUAUGUAAUAGAUGUGUCAUGAGUUACAGAACGACCUGCCUUUAUGCCACAAUACAGUGCUAUUAAGUUGUAAAAAUCUUAUGAAUCAGUGUUGUUAUUGUUAACUAAACCUAUUAAAAAUGGUUUUCAUUAAUUAGCUAAAAAUAAAAUACAAAUAUUAGAUGAUAACUUAAAAUAUAUAAAUUAGAAAUGUUGCCUUAUUUAGUAACAUACGUUUAAGUUUUAUUACUUAACCUGGAAUGAAUAUAAAAUAAAGCUAAAUAGAAAUAAAAAUGACAAAAGCACCUAAUAAAAUUACUAAAGCAAGCAUCAUUUCUCAUAUUCUCUAGAAAACAUAUCACGUGACCUUUUGUGAAGAUAUUAAAGUGACCAUAAGCAGGUUUAGCUAGUGGAUACUUUUUUUCUGGGAUAAUUUACCCAAAACGGCCUCUAGGAUGUGCUGUGAACAGAAAUAUCAGUACAAAACAUGCCUUAACACAUCAUCCCAAAGCCACAUAAUCCAUAGAUUGUAGUUAGAAAGCAGCGGUCUCAGUACAAACAAAAACACUGUAUGUGUUGGUAUGUUUGUUAUUCGUUUUUUUAGGAUGCAAAUGAGAGAACAGCUUAUCCACAACAGCAUGUUAUUUCUGCUGCAUCCAAUUAACCUUCCACUAAUCCAUCGAGGAGGCUUGUGCAGCCAACAGUUGAUCACGAUCAAAUAUAGGCUAUCAAGGUGUGAAAAGUCUCUCUGCAUGUGCUUGUGAGUAUCAAAGUCGGAUAAAAGUAGAAACUAUAAGAGUAGUAAUAAUGGUACACAGCAGGACUACUUGUGUCCUGAAAGAUAUAGAAGUCGUCAGAACAAGAACAGGCAUCAGUUGUGUUGAGAACUGUUAUACUUUUUCUUGGAUGCAAAUUUGUGUUGGAAAAUGUACUGCAUUGAUUCCUCGGACAGUAAGAUUACUGUUCAGCACAUGUAACUGUGAAAGGGGAGGGAGGAGUAGAGAGAGAGAGUCAGAGACUAAGGCGAUUAGGAGGCUUCUCUUCCCAUGCCAGUCAGAGCAUUUCCGAUGGAAUUCCUUCAUCCUCACUUUGAGCUAUUGGUGAAUUCUCCAACAAGAGUCAGAUUGCUUCACAGAGCAAGUCAAGUGGAGAAAAAAUGGGAUGGUUUUGGUGAAAAAAAAACAAGCUUGGGUAUGUAUGCUUGGUAUAUGAUAAUCAGAAUCCAAGGGUGGAUAAAAGUACAACCGGUUCUUGAAGAUCAGUGGAUAUGAUAUGGAAAAGGUCUUUGACUUCUGGUUCCAAUGGGUUUCUUCAAUACUUGUGUCAAUAACUGGAGUUUAGGAUUACUGUUCAUUAUGUGACAGUCUCAUUCUGGAUCCUACAAGAUUUUUGUUUUUGUGUUCCACCAGUCGGAUAGUUAAAUGGUGCUAAUAACUGAAAAUGGUGUUGCAGGAGGUGUAGUUCUGGUCAAAGAUCACCAAUAUGGCACCAGUGUCAACCAAGCAAGAGGCUGCAACAAUGAGUCCUUCAUACAGAGCUCCAAUUCUGUGGAGCCAACAGAGGACUCUUAUUAUGCAGAUGAUGAAGACCACCAUCUUUAUGAUGAUGAUGAUGAUGACGAUGACAUCUACCAAGAGUUUGAGGAGUUGGACUUUUCCGAACUACCGGAUAGCAAGAGCAUUGUGUCAGAUGAUUCCUUCUAUCCACCUGAUGAUUCACUCAACUUCGAAAAAUGCCCGAGUCCUGAGAGCCCCGAGCCGCUCAGCUUCUUCAAAGCAUGCUGCUCUAACAAUGCCAUCAUCGUCAAAAUCAUGAUAAGACAAGGUGUGACAGAGGAGGAGGUGCGAGAGGUGGACAAAAAUAACAGAACAGGUCUGAUUGUGGCGUGUUACCAGGGCUACGUGGAUGUGGUCAUUGCACUUUCUCAGUGUCCAUAUGUGGACGUGAACUGGCAGGAUAAUGAAGGGAAUACGGCUCUCAUGACUGCUGCACAAGCAGGUCACAGUAUGAUUACCAACUACCUGCUGAACUAUUUUCCCGGGCUCGACACUGAACGCAGGAACUGCCACGGCUUCACUGCGAUGAUGAAAGCAGCCAUGCAGGGUCGAGCCGAAUGCGUGCGUUCUCUCAUGAUGACAGGAGGAGACAUUGAAGCAAGGGACUUUGGCCGUAAGCUGACUCCAUGGGAAUGGGCCAUGUUCACGGGCCGCUACGAGACCGCCAAAAUGAUAUCUCGACUGAUGGAACAGCCUUGUGCUGAACAGUUUUGUAACUCUUACCGCAUGGAGUGGCCUAUGCUAAGCGAACUGGUGGCCCAGUCAAAGGAGCCCAAGUCCUGCUGGAAGAAGUUCUCCGAGUGUGUCUGUAACUUGCUCUCCAUCAGCAUGAAGACCAACCCCGUAGAUGAAGGCGUCAUGGACUACAUGGUGCGCAUGACCACGGCGCUGGCCAGCCCACUCAUAGCCACCGCCUGCCACACUGUGUGCCCGGGCAGCCCUCCGUGUGUUGGAAAACGUCGCCCUGCUGUACAGGACAUCCUCCGCAGACAGCGUAUUGCUGAGCUAAAGAAUCUGGGGCCUGAUCGCCUCAACAACUACAAGCGGCUCUUCCAGAACUCCAGGGUGCUGCUGGUGCCGAAGAAGCCGGAGCGGCGCGCCAGUCUGCAGCCGCAGUUACUGCAUAGCGUAGCGAUGGCCUCCAGCGUGGCCCUGAGGAGAAGCAGCCUGCUGCCCCUACACAUGAUGCGCAGAAGCAGUGUGCGUCCUGGAAUGGUGGUACCUAAAGUCAUGCUGUGUAAAGCUCCUACCCCCAUGUACAUGCCGGAGCGGCCGCCGCGCAGGGCUUCAAAAGACUCAUCACAACUACAGAUCCCUAAAUGGAGGUACAAAGCUCUGAAGGAGGAAAAGAAGAAAGCUGAAAAAAUGGAUAGGUUGAGAAUGCCUGUCGGGAGGAAAAAGUGAUGUGGCUUUUGAUGCCUUAAUGUUUUUUAAGGAUGUUUUCCUCUGUGAAGGCUUGUGGUCUGUGUGAGGGACGGCACAAAUUGUACAAUACUCUUUUAAGACUGCCAUGGACUUCACUCCUCAGUUCUGUAAUCUUUAGUCUGAUACAUUAUUUUUAAGUGAUUAAUAAUUCUAAUUUACAGAAUCACCUGACAUAAUUAAUGUUUUUUUGGCUCAUCAUCUUUGAGCCAAGUCACACUUGAAAUUUGAUGCACAGAAAUGUCUUUCUGUUUUUUUAUAUUGCUCUGAAAUUGAAAGGGAGUGUUAUAUAAAGAAGCUGCUAAACAACAUAUUUAUCAAGGACGUUCGUAACACCGAAAUAAUACAAUAGACCAUAGUCAGGUUAGACGCCGUAUUGAAUUUAACGCAGAUGAAGACGAGGCUGUAAGGGAUAGACAGUCUUUGCAAGAACUGUAUAAAGGUCCUAGAUCACAUAAUUUUCGCAACUCACAACAUUUAAAACUGUUUUAUGGUGUUUUUUCCCCCCUGGAAAGACAUUCAUGAGCUGAACAAUUGGAUUGUUGUUAAACAACAGUGCAAUCCAUUGAACGCAAUGUAUUGUGUUCCUCACAGACUCGUUUUCGUUCAUGUCAAUAAAAAAAUGGCGGUACCCUGACUAACGUCUACAGUCUUUGCUUAUGUUCAGAGCCAGUGGGUGGAGCUUGACAUAUAGCCCCGCCCCUGACCGUAAAUGGGUGGAGCUUGAUGGUCCAGCCACACCCUAACCUUACCCCACCAAAUAGGUCCAGCGAGGGGGAGUUGGACGUCAUUUGCCUUUGCAGUGAGCACCACCUUUGUUCAAACCGGGUGACGAAUUAAUUUGAUAAUGAAAUGAGGUAUUAUUGAUAAAAAGUAAACUCUUUAAAUAAGAAAACAGGGGUCUUUUUCAGCUUGUAAAGAGAAACAUAUUUAAAUCAGCUCAAAUAGACAGUGCUCGUACUCAUAGUCACAUAUUGGUGAAGAUUUGAAAUAUACGGUUUGUUAUUAGACAUAUCAGUGAUAAAUAUGUCAAACUAUAGCAUUAAAAUCCUUUAAUAACAAAGCAGUCAACGUUAUAAGGGAUGCACCCGUACCAGCAAUGCAGAGUGUUUUAGGCUUUAAACUUCCAGUAGGGGUCAGUAUUACAUCUAGUCAGUUAAGGUAAUGUUCUUCUCAAAACACACAAUCCAGACAUGUGGCCAUUUCCGCUCUCAAAAUGCAUUUCUUUAAUAUUCGUGUCUAACGACACAGUCUUACACACUUACAUUAGCAAUAAAAUCAACACUCACAUCAUAGCAUCACCACAUUUCUAUGCAUCAAACUGAGCUGUAGAUGGAUUAUUACGCAUUAGCAUUGAUGAGAUUGAAAUGAAUGGACGUGGAGGGCUUGGUGUUUCAGAGCUGUAGUAGGCAUGAGAUGUCGUUUAGCGCCUGUCACACUUUUUUAUACUGCAGACUGGUUCUCAGGACAAAGUGAGAAGCACAUACCCUGUCAAUGUCAAAAUAACUCUCUGUGGGGAAAAUGGUAAUGAAACAGUCGUGAUGAAACCCUAACAGGAGCUCGCAGCUUGCCCGCCUGGCCUCUGAUAGCUAUCUAGGAAUUCCAUCAAAAAUACAAUAAAUUGAAAACUAACGCCAGUACAAGGUAACAGAAAUCUCUUAUGUGUUAGUGCUGAUGUCUAGAACACAAUAAAUGCUGUUGACUAAAUCAAUACAAAAUACAUGGAAAAAAUCAGUGCUGUUAAAGUGUUGAAAGCAUCUUUUUAAAUAAAAAAAUAAAGUGGUUUGGAUGUA